Moneuplotes crassus is the source of this 2580-nucleotide messenger RNA. The record is from the annotation of a GenBank genome assembly. Lineage: Eukaryota; Ciliophora; Spirotrichea; Euplotida; Euplotidae.
CUUGUAAGACAUCCUCGUUGCUGAUAAUUUUAGGUCUAAUGAUCAUCUACAUGAAUUAGAAAGUAAAUCAAAAUAUUUUGUUGAUGUGAAAGAGGAAACCAAGAAUGAGCCUAGUCAACCUUCUGAAGAGGAACAUACAGAGUCAAUUGUCUAUCCGUUAUAUCAAACUAUUGAAAAAUAGAUACAAAAACACUAGCAGCAAUAGAAAUAGCUAUAUUAAUGGCUCUCAAGGAAUGGGAAGAGAUCAGAGCAUAAUAAGCAUGGGAAUUCUUAACGAAAUGAGCAAGAGUAGGAUAAUGAGCAGUAUUGAAGAAGAUAUGAAGCUUAAUCAGACAGAGCGCUUCUCAAAAGAGUUACCCUAUUUAAAAUAAGUUAAAAUAAGGUCACAAUGGAUAUUAAUGAGCAUGUGUUAGCCAGCUGAAAUUGCAGCCUUUUGUUGUCGGCUCGUUGCCAAUUUCUAGGUAUCUCUCACAAGAUUUACAAAAUAUUUAAUCAGCCCACGAAAGACUAUCGGACUGAGAUACAGAAAACUCUGAGGGAAUACAAGAGAUUGGCUGAGGAAGAUGCCUAUCGGUGGAUCAAAUCUCUUCUAAAUCUGUCUAACAGAGAGUUCCUCACCCUUAAGAAAACAGUCAAAGGAUACUGGGACCAAAGCUUUGCUGAUAAUAAAUCUGCAGCAUCUUUUGGAAAUAUAUUAGAGAGUCGCAUGACAAUCUGUCCCUACCGCCCUCUUGGAUGCUGAGAAGGCUCUUUCAUGUCCAGUGAGGAGGCAAAACAACUUGUUAGAACUGCUGGAAAUAUACGUAAUAUAUCAGAGAUCACUAUGCCGAGAGCUACAAAACUCAACUCUUGAGCUUGAAAUUUUCCAAAAACUAUACCUAAAGAGACACUGGUUAUUAAGAAAUAUGGAAAAGAAGUCAACCUUCUGAUUAGAUACCUCAGACAACCCAAUAAUGCCGAGAAGUUUAAAAAGAAGUUCUCAAUAGAUCCAGCUGAGCUAGAAGAUGACCAAAUAAAAUUUGAAUGCUCUAUGUCAGAUAAAGUUACUAUCAAAUAAUGAAUUUGAUAUACUCUUUUACCAAAGAUAUGAGCGUGAGUUGAGCAACUCCAGGGAAUUUUCGAUAACUUAUCGUCACUUUAAUGAGUUAAUGAAGAACCCUCAAAGGGUCCUCUCUGACAAAAUGUCUAGUUUAUUCACCUAUAUCAAGAUUGACACCUGCCUGGCCAAACCUGAUAAAAAGAAGAAGAAAACAGGGAAAUAUAUCAAAGCCUUAAAAGAUUUUAUUCUUGACUGUUCCGAUGUGCAGCCAACACAACGACAACUUGCAGACUCUGAAGAAGGAGUCAAUGAUCCCCAAAGAUUUGCUGCUGAAGGCUCUGAGGAGGAAAAAUAGCGAGCAGAGGAAAUGCUCCACCAAUCCUACCAGUGGAUUUGACAUUAUAGAAAACCCGGAAGAGGAGAAGAGCCAACUUUAUUAUCAGAAUGAUAAUCGUAUUAUUAAUAACAGUGCUCUAUUUUUCCUGAAUAGAUCCCCAAGAAUGAUGUCGAGCAUGAUAACUCUAAGAAGUACCUAUCUUGAAGGAUGGGAUGCAAUUAAAUUAAUGGAAAAGAUCAUCCUGAACAGAAUCUCUAAGAUAAAACAAAGAUUAUUCAAAAAGAAACUUUCAGAUGUAAAAAUCAAGUUUGCUUGAUUAGAUCUUGAUGAGGAUCAAAUAAGGACAGAUUUCUUGAAAAUCUGUGAGAAUAAUUCAGAUGAAAUGACAAGCACUGACUAUCCAAUAAAACCAUUCCUCAAGUUUACUUCCAAGCUGAUCAAGGAUGGAGACAGAUAUGUCUUUGGUAAAGUAGACAUGGAUUUCAAGAAGACAUCCUCCUCUGAUAAGAACGAAAAGGUCUUUAUACUUGAAAGCCUAGCUAAGAAAGGCAAAUGUUACCAAAUUAAGGAAACAACAUUUUGGAGUCAGAUUUUACUCGGAUUCUCAAUCCUGAUGCAAGAGCUGAAAAUUUUCACACAAAGAGAUAGCCAGAGCCAGCCUGAAGAUUAUCUUGAGGAUGACCCAUUUGCUUAUUUAUUUUAUAAAUUCGGUAACUACAAGGCAGCAGCUGACACAUGAAAGAUUAUUUACAGAGUUCCAGAAACAGAAGUAUUCUUGCAGCACCAUUUCCAGCAUCAAGAUAUUAUUGGCCAAGUAGCCUCUCUACAAAGAAUUGAACAUUAUGAAAACAACAUAGCAUUUAGUAGCCUUCUGGCAUAUGCUAGAUCAAGGACUUUGUCUGAAAAUCCUCCAGAUUUCGAGAUAUUAGACUGUUAUUUUGUAUUUUACAAGCAUGAAACGGAAGAAUUUAUAGAGUUCAUUAGUCAGAAGAUUAUCGGCUACCAAAUUUUAGCCAUUGCUAGGUAUCUCACAAGAAUGUUCAGGUCAGGACCUGAAUUCCAACGCUGUGACAUGGUCACCAGAGGUGGGAUCAUUGUGCAAGGAAAACUAUUAACUUUCAAGGGAACUACUCAAACGGCCAAAGAUCAUAGAGAUUUUGCUAUUCAAGCAUAUCUACCGCUUUAUUAUAUCAAGAGGAGAUAA